This is a messenger RNA of Lactuca saligna, 1368 nucleotides long. NCBI's taxonomy places the organism in Eukaryota, Viridiplantae, Streptophyta, Magnoliopsida, Asterales, Asteraceae. The record is from the annotation of a GenBank genome assembly.
AUGGGAGAUCUAGAAUUUGUUAAGGUUCACAACUCAGCUAUUUUGCUUGAAUAUCAUCCUGCAGCUCACAAUGAUCUAAAGUUCAUUGUUGACAGUCUGAAGAAAUGUUGUUUGGUCAACACAUUGACAAGCAGCCCUGUAAUUUAUCAGAACCUGAUCAAAUAUUUCUGGAGAAGUGCAGUCGUGAAGAAGGAUAUCAAAGGUGAAAAAUCAGAAUACUCUAUGGAAAUUAAUGUGCAUCAAACUCAGGAUGUUCUAGAACAUAUGGGUUAUGAGGGAACAUUUCCUCAUACCAUCAAGAAACUGCUUCCUCACUACUGGAAAUAUCUAGCUCAUGUGUUUGUGAGCUGUAUUUUUUGUAGGAGAUCCGGUGCGAACGAAAUCUCUUUGGCCAACACAAGAGCCAUCAUAGCUUUAGCCUCGGGAAUUGAGUUUAACUUUUCAAAGUUUAUACUACAUGAACAGGUUCUGAAUCUUGAAGGGAACAAGAGAGAUAAGGUUUUGAUGUACCCAAGAUUUCUUCAGAUCAUCUUCAACGCCUUGCAUCCUGAACUGCAGAGAGAGAACGAGACUUUGUCAGUUGGUCCAAGUACAUUCGGGUUAAUGAAGCAUAAAAGAGGAGGAAAAUUUGUUUCUGAAGGAAAAUUCCCCUUAAUCAAAUUUGGAAUUUUUGAAGAAAGUGAUCAAUCAGACUCAGAAGAUCAAUCCAUUCCUACAGAGACUGAAGACAUUGUGUUUUCAAGCUCUGAACCAGAAAUUGAGGAGGUUCGUGAUUCUCCUAUUACCGCGGUGGCUGAGGAACAUGAUCAUCUACUUCAUAAGGAAGAUGAAACACAAUCUGUUCACGAGGAAGACGAUGAAGAUCUCUAUGGAGAUGUAGAAUUUUUGAAAGAGAUAGACUUCACAGGGAUCAGUGAUGAUAUCCCUACAAAUACUGAGCUUGAUCUUGAUGAUGAAGAAUUUGGUCCUCUUCCAGGAUUUGCCAGCGGCUGUUUUAAUAAAGUCAAUGAAGUUGCUUCUUCGGCAACCAAGACUGGGGAAGGAGAUAAUGCUCUCAAAAAUUUUCUCUCCACAUCCAAGCCCAUGGAGGUUCCUUCAAGACAAGGAGAUGUGAACUUAGAGAUUCCUCCCUCUGUUUCAACUAUCUCAACUUCUGCUCCACUUAAUUCUGAAUCAUCUCAGCUCCAAACCUCCCAGUCCUCCUUCGAAAGAAGUCAAUCAAAUACGAGUCUGGAGGUACCCAUUGUGAGCAGUGCACAUCAAGUAUUCUCUACUGUCACCACCACUACGAUUUUCACUCCACCAAUACAAACUGAUGAAGGCCCUAGCACAAUGUUUGAGACAUGCAGCUCAUCCUCUAUCCCAUAA